Molecule: messenger RNA, 642 nt
Organism: Trifolium pratense (red clover)
Lineage: Eukaryota; Viridiplantae; Streptophyta; Magnoliopsida; Fabales; Fabaceae
Product: non-specific lipid-transfer protein-like
Exons: 2
Coding region: 83-433 (116 amino acids)
Biological process (GO): lipid transport
Cellular component (GO): membrane
Molecular function (GO): lipid binding
Source: RefSeq, a predicted model, not a curated record
CAACUCAUUACACUCAUCAAACAAACAAACAUUCCAAACCAAAAAUUCAAAACAAAAAAACACAUUUUCUAUUAAGAAAACAAUGGCAAACAUGAAGGUAGCAUGUGUUGUUUUGUUGGUUUGCAUAGUAAUUGCACCUAUGGCAGAAGCUGGAAUCUCAUGUGGAACUGUAAAUAGUGCUCUUGCUCAAUGCAUUCCUUACCUUAAAGGUGGUCCUAGUCCUUCUCCAGCCUGUUGUGCUGGAGUCAAGAGACUCAACUCCGCCGCCGUUACCACACCUGAUCGUCAGGCUGCCUGCAACUGCUUGAAAAAUGCUGCUGGUGCUAUUUCUGGUUUGAAUACUAACAACGCCGGUGCUCUUCCCGGCAAAUGUGGUGUUAGUAUUCCAUACAAGAUCAGUACCUCCACCAACUGUGCUACCAUCAAGGCUUGAAGAUGACAUUGCAGAUGCAAGAUUAUGGAAACUUCUCACUAUAUAUGAAAGUUCCUUUUAAUGCUAUUAAGAAUAAGAAUGAGAGUGAUGGAGGCUCAUGUUAUAUGUGGCCCUAUCUUCUUGUACCAGACUGUAUUUGAUAGUUUUCUAUGUGUUGUUUUAUAAAUUACAUAGUGAAAUAUUUUAAUUGGGUGUUUUUAUGUAGUUAA